Molecule: messenger RNA, 745 nt
Organism: Halichondria panicea
Lineage: Eukaryota; Metazoa; Porifera; Demospongiae; Suberitida; Halichondriidae
Product: transmembrane protein 170B-like
Exons: 4
Coding region: 164-526 (120 amino acids)
Source: RefSeq, a predicted model, not a curated record
CUGAUCUACAGAGUUCAGAGUGCAAAACAAUAGAUCGAGGGAGAUUCAGACUCGUACCUUGACUGACAAGAACAGUACAGUGCAGUGAAUUUCAGAACAGAGGACCUUAUCAACUGGCUGAAAGGUUUAUGUGCAGUGCAGUGCAGUGCUAGUGACUUUCAAGAUGGGAAUUGAAGACAUUGCUGAUCCUUUGACGCCACUCCUGACUGUGACAGAAAUGUGGGGCCACGUGCUGUUCUGGUCAUUCCUUCUGACCACCGUCACCUACCUUGUUGUGGGGGUCGUAUGGGCUGUGUGUCUACGCAAGUGGAGUAGUCUUCUGGUUCCCCUUGGCUACCUGGGAUAUGCUGAGUUCACUGUGCUCACUACAGAUGCAAUAGCAAGUGCGUUUGUAGCAGGAAUUUAUUGGACAUCUGGUUGGACAAUGACGACGGGGGUUGCCCUCGGCUGGGGUCUGGGUCUUAGUCUGUUCUCACUCCUCCUGAACUCCGUCAUAUCAUGUGCUCCACUCUACAUAUUUCUUUGAAGUCACGUGACUGUCAGCUGGAUCCGAGUGCGGCAGCCCCUCCCCCUCAGCAACUGAUCACUGUAUACACUAUUGAACAGAGACUAUUCCUAUUACUAGUGAGUGUUGUGAUCUGCUUUGUUGCUUUGUGUAAAGUAUGCGUAUAUUAAUUCUGUAUAAGAGCUGAGUAUAAUGAGUGGUGUGUUUAUACAUAUCCUAUAACGUGGAAUUCAUUAUGAA